CUUGAUUUUGAAAAAAUCUAAAAAAUAACUUGUACUGUUUGUUGUUGUUGCUGGAUAAACUAGAUUCUUGUUGUUAAUUGAAGCGUUAUUAUUCGUAUCAUUUAUCGCCACCAACGACGCACCACGAUGCUUCAUCCGGAACAGAUCGCGCGGUUGGCAAGAAACCAGCUGGAAGAUGAUGCCAAAUUUCAGGAGCACGUAAAGAAUAACAAUGAAUGGCCUCUCAUGAAGUAUUACACGGAGGUGAAAGAUAAAGCACCGCAUGUUCUCGCUGCAGGCGUUGCAGCUUGUCGAGAUUAUAUCCGCCAAAAAGGACCAACACUUGACGUCCCAGAAUUGCUCAAGAACGACGAAAAAGCAGCACAAAUUCGUCUGGCAGGCAAUCGAUUCUACAAGGAGAAGUCCUACUCGGAAGCGCUGAAAAAGUACAACGAGUGCAUCUGUUGGGCCACAACCGGAUCGGAACAUCUGGCCAUUGGUUUUGCCAAUCGGUCAGCCUUGCACUACGAUACGGGAGAGUAUGAACUGACACUGGUCAACAUAAUGCUCGCCAAGAAGAACAACUAUCCGGAGCGCUUGAUGCCAAAACUGCUAGCUCGGGAGGCGAGCUGUAGGGAGAGGAUAGACAAGGGCCAAUCGAGGCAAUCUACGAUGUGUACCAGAUUUGAAAUGACCAUUGAAAAGAACCCAAAGAUUCCUUGCAUUGCUAAAGGGAUUUCCAUGAAGAUGCUCCCUGGGUACGGAAGAAGCCUGGUGGCUGAGAAGAAUUUCAAAACCGGAGAUGUAAUUCUGAAUGAAAAAAUGAUAAUGGCCUCCGUCAAUAGCGGCAGUAAGUUCUUGAGCUGCAACUAUUGCACAUCCGAUAGCUACCACGCUCUGAUUCCCUGUCCACAUUGUGUGUCGGUGAUGUACUGCGACGAGGAGUGCCUGAAGAAGAGCUUGGAAUCGAACCACCGUUUUGAGUGUGGAAUUGUCGAAAAACUGAAUCACAUUUCGUACGGGCACAGCUACAUUGGCCCGAGAAUGUUGUUCUUUGGAUUGACCCUGUUUCGAGAUGACGUUCAGGAAAUGAUGGAUUUCUGUGCAAAACAAGAAAAACUUAUUACUGAUCCCUUUACAUUGGACUGCACCGAGGAUGAUCCAAUGCGUGAUUUCAAAACCUUCCACAGAACGAAGGUUCUCCCAAUCGUGCUUGGAAUGGAUUACGUUAUUCGAUACCAAGCCGCUCUGUACUACACGGUUUUCAUUAAACACCCACCGGUCAAGACACUAUUCAACAGCGAAGCACGACGGCAUUUCAUGCUCCAGUGUCUACAUGACUACAUGAGAACGGCCUUUGUUUUGACCACCUUUCAGACGAACGAUGUGUCCUACCAACUGCAUACCUUCGCCUCGCUGUGUAAUCAUUCAUGUAUCCCGAAUGCGCUGGCCCUGUCCGCCUUCGGCCAUCUGAAAUUGGUCGUCCUCUGUCCCAUACGCAAGAACCAACAAAUCACAAUCUCCUACGGUCCUCUGUUCAGCGAAAAUACUGACGGCGUGCGAGCACGGACGCUUGAAACGAUGGAAAUCACAUGCCUUUGUGAUGCUUGCAAUCUGUCCAAGCGUGAGGCAUGGAUGGCCAGUUAUAGGAAGCCUCUGAACAUCCCUCAGAACCACUUGACGAUGCUGUCUACGGUGAUCAACAAUCGGGACACCAACAGUGCGGCGAAGUUGAACGCUCUACAGCAGUUUAUCCAGCGCUAUGGGAGCGUCUGUCCACAGCAGGAUCUGGAUCAGGCCGUGCAGCUGUUCCGUGAGAUACUGUCGGCCCUGUUCAAAGGGGAAGCUCACGUCAGGUACCGUCAGAUCGCAAUGCGCGGGGCGUCAACAUGAGUUUCCUGGUGGGAACAUUUGGAGCAGGCCUCGUCCAUUAUGAUGAUGCCCCUGGAUUUGUGCGCGGGAUAAUUAGUAUUUGAGAAAACUAUGCUAAGAGAACAAAAAGA
Molecule: messenger RNA, 1982 nt
Organism: Ochlerotatus camptorhynchus
Lineage: Eukaryota; Metazoa; Arthropoda; Insecta; Diptera; Culicidae
Exons: 3
Coding region: 127-1872 (581 amino acids)
Molecular function (GO): protein binding
Source: RefSeq, a predicted model, not a curated record